Molecule: messenger RNA, 1632 nt
Organism: Cydia strobilella
Lineage: Eukaryota; Metazoa; Arthropoda; Insecta; Lepidoptera; Tortricidae
Product: zinc finger protein OZF-like
Exons: 2
Coding region: 160-1632 (490 amino acids)
Biological process (GO): regulation of transcription by RNA polymerase II
Molecular function (GO): DNA-binding transcription factor activity, RNA polymerase II-specific; RNA polymerase II transcription regulatory region sequence-specific DNA binding
Source: RefSeq, a predicted model, not a curated record
UGAACACUUGAGAGUAAAAAGAAUACUGAAUUCUCGGGAUUUGUCUGCCAUUUUGUAUGUAUUUGAAACAACAAACAACACCAUCCUAUUUAAUACAAAAUACUAACCAAGUAACCAUUAAUGUAACGCUAAAGAAUAUAUCAAAACGACUAAUUUACAAUGGAGUCAUCAGCGUUACAGGGCGCAGAGAAUGUUUCCGUGAAGGCUGAGCCCUGUGAAGAUGUAUGUAUAAAAGAUGAGCCCACGUUCGAGACAGUUCUUGUAAAAGUUGAGCCGGACCUCUAUGUGAAUGUACAAGACGAGCCCAGCUGCGAAGAUGUCACAAAAGUCGAGCCUUCGUACACAUAUGUGUCUGUUAAAAUCGAGCCACUCGACGUUAGCGCCGACCAGUCCGACCACGCCGUGAAGGAUGAGCCCGUGCUUGGCCACAAGCUAGAGGAGCCUGAGGAGCACCACGCACGAACAGGGCAAACUCCACAGAAAAAACCGAGCAGCAACACCGAAACUUACAAGCAGUUGAGCAAAGAUACUAAGGAAAAGCCAUACAAAUGUGGCAAGUGUAGCUAUGCUUGCACCUUAAAAAAAUAUUUGCAACGUCAUCUGUUGACACACACUGGAGAGAAGCCUUACAAAUGCGCCCAGUGUAGUUACGCCAGCGCCCGCCAAGAUCAUUUGAAAUAUCAUGAAAAGAUACAUAAUAUUGAAAAACCUUACAAGUGUGAGCAGUGUGAUUAUGCUACCAACAAAAAAUUAAAUUUGCAACUUCAUGUCAUGAAACACACUGGUGAAAGUCCUUACAAAUGCGAGCAGUGUAAUUAUGCUAGUACCCAAAAAGCUAACUUGCAAAGUCAUUUAAAGAAACACACUGGAGAGAAGCCCUACAAAUGCGGUCAAUGUGAUUAUGCUAGCGCAUACAAAAGUUCUUUGCAAACUCAUUUACGUAAACAUGAUAACGAGAAAGCUUACAAAUGUGAUCAGUGUAGUUUCGCCAGUAAUUGCAAAAAUAGUCUUAUGAUCCAUUCAAGAAAACACACUGGAGAGAAACUGUUCAAAUGUGAAUACUGUAGUUAUGCUACCCCCCGUAAAUGUCAUAUGCAAAUUCAUGUAAGGAAACACACAGGUGAAGCACCUUACAAAUGUACUCAGUGUAGUUAUGCCACUGCGCAUAAACCUGCUUUACGAUCUCAUGUAAGACAACACAAUAGUGAAAAGCCAUACAAAUGUAACCAGUGCAGUUAUGCUAGCAACCAAAAAUAUCUUUUGGAAGUUCAUGUUACGAAACACACUGGUGAAAAGCCGUAUAAAUGCCACCUUUGUAAUUAUGCUUGCAGCAAACCAGGUAUUUUGAACGUCCAUAUAAGGAAACAUACUGCUGAAAAGUCUUACAAAUGCGGCCAGUGUAGUUAUUCUACUGCCUACAGAUAUAAUUUGCAAGCACAUGUAAUUAAGCACACUAAUGAGAAACCUUACAAGUGCGAUCAGUGUGAGUAUGCGGGCAGCACAGAAAGAAGUUUGACAGUUCAUUUAAAGAAACACACAGGAGAGAAGCUUUUCAAAUGCGAUCAGUGUAGUUUUGCUAGUAAUUACAAAAAAAGUAUAAAAAUCCAUAAUAAAAACAACCAUGCUAGUUAG